This is a messenger RNA of Ciona intestinalis (vase tunicate), 1666 nucleotides long. Its product is annotated as snRNA-activating protein complex subunit 3. Gene Ontology annotation, biological process: snRNA transcription by RNA polymerase II; snRNA transcription by RNA polymerase III. Gene Ontology annotation, molecular function: RNA polymerase III type 3 promoter sequence-specific DNA binding; core promoter sequence-specific DNA binding; bent DNA binding. The record is from RefSeq and is a predicted model, not a curated record. Lineage: Eukaryota; Metazoa; Chordata; Ascidiacea; Phlebobranchia; Cionidae. Gene Ontology annotation, cellular component: snRNA-activating protein complex.
AAAAACUUUUUUGUCACGCGUCAGUGCACAGUUGAUUAUAGCGCGAUCCAGUAUACACUUCGAUUAGCGUUAGUGGUACAGCAUGGCACACAAUGUUAUCUCAUUAGCCGAGAAAUAUUGGGGAAGGCUUAAAAAUGCUGAAGAACACGAGUUCAUAUCCCCUCUCGUGCACGUGGAGCAAUUUAAACAUGAUUGCGAAAAGAUCUUACCGGAAAACAUAGUAAAUGCAACGCCGAUAGAUUCUACAGACGAAGCUUUUUGCAGAGAAAUGGAUAUUGAUAAAGAAACCUUGGAAGAAUUAGAGCAAGUUUGCGGUGUGGAAAAUCUCAAAUGCGCUGGUGAAUCAGAACUUCUAACAUGGGAAGAUUAUGCUAUUAUUCCCGAGAAUACUGGACUAGUAACAUUGGAACAUUGGAAAAAGAUUUGCCAUGAACACAAUGCCCGCGAAACCGCUCUAUUAAAGUGUAAACACUCUGAGUUCGAUUGUGCUUUGCGAGCAAGGGCUAAUGGUAUUGAAGCUAAAGAUCCAGAUGACCUUGUAAAAGGCCCAGAAAUCGUAUUGACCGUGUGUGUCAGUUUUCCACGAGACCCACAUCGGUUUAAAAAGUGCAAUGUCGAAUUUUUGGUACUGGGAAGUCAGAAACUGACUGAACUUAGAGACAAAAUACCCUGUGUAUUGGACAAGCAACCUGUUGGGGACUUUACCGAAAAUAUUGACCACCCUAGAGACAUAAAACUGAAAGACAUUUGCCCAUCAUCAUUUUUUUACAUUGAAAAUACAUUUUUUAAUGAUUUUCGGUCGCCCACUAAUAUAAACUUGGCGAAAGUGGUAACAGACUGGGCUGACGACAAUCCAGGUUCCACAAGAGUACCGGAAAAUUGGCAAAUUUCUAAAAUGGAGGAUUGUACUUUUAACGAAUUGAAAAUACGGCUUGGAUGCCCUUACAGAUUUCUACACCAGGGAGACUGCGAGCAUGUUGUGGUGUUUAAAGAUAUUCGAAUCUUUAACCAGAAUGAUUGCAAGUCUCGAAGCGCAUAUCCUCUAGCAGUCACCAGAGCUGUGUUUAAAUCCAUGUCCUGCAAAGUUUGUAAUUUCUUCAGUGUUACUUAUGUGACAAGGAAUGACAGUUUGUCAGAUUCUGACCCAUCCUUCUUUUGUGAGGCUUGCUUUAAACUGUUGCACUUUGACAAAAAGGGAAACAAGCUUGGAAACUUCACUGUCUUCCCUUAUAUUAGUCCUGCUUCUCUUGAUUAUUACAGUCUGUCCUAAAACCCCCUAUUUGCUGGCAUAACUGGCCUUAGUGGCUUAAUCACAAACAGAGAAAGGAUGAUAUUUCAUGGUUUUGCAUCCCAUUAUUUAAAUUAUGUUGUGUCAAUUUAUGUUUCAGUUGGGCAAAGUCAAUCAAAUUUGUAUAGUGAAAAAAACAUUACACAUAUGACUGUGUUUAUUGUGUAUUUACACUUAAAUGCUGGUAAUUAAUUAAUAAAGUCAUUCUGUUUAUUUAACAAUGUUCAUAAGUUGGUAAAUAGUGGAGAAAUAACUGCAAAAUCGUUUAAAAAGGUAACGUGUGAAAUAAAUGCAUCAUGCUAAAAUUUAUUUUGUUUCUAUAAGUCACGUGGUGCCGUUUUCCCGCCAAAUAAACAGCUGAUAAUACGCGUUGUAAAA